AUGAAGACGCUACUCUUUAUGUUUCCUCGGAUUUGGCAGAUUGAGAAUAGGGUUGUGGGAGCAGAUCUCGGAUUGGGUAAGUUUCAAUUCGAUUUUGAAAAUGAAGAAGAUAUAACGAAGGUGCUGAAUAUCGAGCCAUUCCAUUUCGAUCACUGGAUGGUGGCGAUGGUCCGCUGGGAGCCGUCGGUUGACCCUGAAUAUCUGUCAAUGAUUACUUUCUGGAUAAGGGUACUCGGUAUACCUUUACAAUUCUGGGCAGAGCCGACUUUUCGGAGUAUUGGCGAGGAUCUGGGCAAGGUUGAGGAAAUUGAUAUUCAUGGCGGUCGGGUGAAGGUGAUCUUAAACGGAUUAAAGCCGCUGUGUUUCGCCACAGAGCUUGAUUUUGGUAAUGGGGUGGAGAUUCCGGUGAAGUUGCGUUACGAGCGGUUAUUUGGGUUCUGUAGCUUGUGUUAUAGUCUUUGUCAUGAUGAGGAUGAAUGUGAGAAGCAGAUUAUUAAGAGGGUGCAACCUACUGCUUCUGGAGGAGAUCGGCCCAAACCUUCUGAGGAAGAUAGGGACAGAAGACAUCACAACUACAAAGGGGCAGUGGAGAGUCAAAAGAGAAAUCUGGAUAAAGGGAAGGGUGGAGAGAAUGAGAAAAGGGGAGAGGGUAGCAGAGUUAAAUCUGGUCAUUAUCACGGUGAACCCUCGUAUCGGGCACGCAGGUUUACAAGCUAUUCUCAGCUCAAUGACCAUCGCCGCGUUAUUUAUGAUGAGGAGACUAAAGAGGAGACAAUAGUGGAGCCAUCAGAGGUAGGGUUGGAUCGUAACUCAUCAAAGCUGGUUCGUAAAUCUUUGUUCCAGGAUUCCACGGUUGUGCCAGCAAACUCGGUUGCCAGGGUAGAAGCAAGCAUGGAAUCGGUUACGUUAUCUCCUGGUCCUGUUCUUGAAGCGGUGAACACGGCUGAGCUGAUAAGCGGUGAAGAGGCGGUACUGUUGGAGCAGUUAAUCAUUCCAGAGCAGCAAAGUAUUGCCAAUGUACCAUUAGCUUCUAUAGAUGAAGAUAGUGGUUAUGAUGAGGUUUUUCAGGAUCCGAGUGUGGUGUUUGGGGCUGGGCUGGAAUGUGGGGAGCUGGGUAGAGUUUUAACACACGAGGUAUUGCUUGGAGAAGAAGAAAAUGAAGACAGUGGACAGGAGAUAGAAACAGAUGGGGGGGAUGAUGAUUUGGAACAGGUUGAGAAGCUGGACCAUGAGGAUAAGGGGCUGGAGCGUAGUCGUCGGGUUCGGGGUCCUGUUUUGGCAGGUGCGGGUUCGAAGAAGCGUUUGGCUCAAAUGAUGUCUACACCUCGAAAGAGGCAAGCGCCCAAACAAGGUGAUGGAGGUACUACAAAGGCCCGAGAAAUGGACAAGGGCGGUCAUGGUGGUUCCAAGCCACCCAAACCUCAUAUUGCAAAAUGA
This is a messenger RNA of Capsella rubella, 1437 nucleotides long. RefSeq lists its product as uncharacterized. The record is from RefSeq and is a predicted model, not a curated record. The transcript has a single exon. Lineage: Eukaryota; Viridiplantae; Streptophyta; Magnoliopsida; Brassicales; Brassicaceae. Bases 1 to 1437 code for a protein of 478 amino acids.